UGUGUAAGUUAAUGUUUGCAAAGUAGCACUAUAUCUAGUAGCGUUAAUAAUUGCAGUUAAAGUAGUAUAAAUAAACUAACCCUAAGUAACACUAAGCUAAGCUAACACUAACACUAAGUUAUGAUUAUUAUACGGUACAAGAUAAAGAGGGUGUGAAUCCCAUGUAGAUAUACUGGUACAAUUAGACAUUAUGGGUUCACUCGGCAUGGAGUCUACGAAGACGAUAUCUGAAAUAAGUGAAGAGAUAUUACACGAAUUUAAAAAACAGGUCCUCCAAGAGCACCGGCAGAAAUUGUGUGAAGUUAUAUACCCAAGAGACCAUUAUCCCUGCCUUCGAGGAAGUUUUGUUCUUACCAACGAUGACGAGGAACGAAUACAAUCCAAUUGUACAAUAAAGGCCCAAGCGUCUGCCAUGCUAGACAUCAUCGUCACAAAAGGUCCAGGGGCAUUCGAUGCAUUUUGCAAAUCUCUCCAAGAGAAUCGGACACAAAUAUUCCUACUGAAACUGCUCAACCAGUCACUUGAAGAAAAAAUCAAUCAUUUCAAAGGUAUUUACCUGGUGAAACCCACAAUAUCAACACAAAACCAUUCCAAGUCAGAGGAAAACAAUUUACCUGUCGUCAGUAAAGCUCAUCACAUUGAUGGCGACUCGUUACCAGUCCCAGGUGAAGAUGGAGGACCUGAAAUUCCAGAUUAACUGUUAAACUGUCAUAAUGACUGUUUUUAUAUUCACUGACUUUACUCAGUGCUUGUUAUUAACCAGUGAUCAACUAUUAAUUAAUCAUUGAAUAUAAAAUAGAUUAUAAUUAUACAGAUCACUGUGUAUAAAAUGAUGUAUAUUUAUAUAUUAGAUCGUUGUUCUGUUUCUUAUGGUAAAUACAUUUUUAGGUAUGAAGUGGAUGCAAAUGAAACAUCUGAUAAUCUGAUAAUAGUUAUACAAUAUGUACAGUGAAUACGAAGACAAUCAGUUUUAACUUGUAUCAAAUAGAUUUUGUUGAAAUUUCUUAAUUUUUGAUAUGUUGC
Owenia fusiformis is the source of this 1023-nucleotide messenger RNA. The record is from the annotation of a GenBank genome assembly. NCBI's taxonomy places the organism in Eukaryota, Metazoa, Annelida, Polychaeta, Sabellida, Oweniidae.